UAUUAUAAUUUUCAACUUUUAAACAAAGGUAUCUGUGCUCUGUGGACCGCAACCUUUCCUACCCGAGAUAGAAAGUAUUUUAGGUAAAUAUUGGAAACCAGGGAACCAUCUUCUUCAACCUCUUCAGAAUUCAAUCCCCAGAGGACUUCCGUCAAGUCUUGAGAUUGAUAAAAGUGUACUAGCUUUAAUUCUUGUGAACACUGUUAAAAAGCGAAUACUCUCGUCCAUGUCACCGCAAUAUGGCAACCAUGAAAGAGAAGCAAGAAAUUCUACACUUACGCUUCCACGUCGUUUAGAAAUCUGCAGAACAUUCUACAGGUCUGUUGUCGGAAUUAUCUUACAAUCCUCUGCUGAACCUACUCCACAUACAACAGAGUCUGCUGGUUCAUUAAUACCUGAUCAUACCUCCCAUACUACCCUUAUUCAUCCUGUGUUAGAGACUUUCCAGUGCUCUGAAUACCACAAAUGCUACGCAGUCCAAACAGGACCCUAUCAGCUCUUCACACUUUUCAUAUCAGCUGUUCCAAACCAUUCAAUAAGAGCUAUCAGUAAACGAACUUUAGCAAGUAUUAUCAGAGACAAGCAGAGUAAUGUUAUCAAAUAGUUUAGUUAAAUAAACAGACAAUAUUAUGAAA
Molecule: messenger RNA, 635 nt
Organism: Eurytemora carolleeae
Lineage: Eukaryota; Metazoa; Arthropoda; Copepoda; Calanoida; Temoridae
Product: protein fuzzy
Exons: 9
Coding region: 227-604 (125 amino acids)
Biological process (GO): vesicle-mediated transport
Source: RefSeq, a predicted model, not a curated record